Molecule: messenger RNA, 1324 nt
Organism: Macrosteles quadrilineatus (aster leafhopper)
Lineage: Eukaryota; Metazoa; Arthropoda; Insecta; Hemiptera; Cicadellidae
Product: epoxide hydrolase 4-like
Exons: 7
Coding region: 99-1178 (359 amino acids)
Molecular function (GO): hydrolase activity
Source: RefSeq, a predicted model, not a curated record
CGAGAACGGCACCUACUGUACAUUGAGGAACCAGUGGGGCAGAGCCCCCUCCUUACCUCUCUCUCGACUCCACUUCACUCUCCAGUAGCACCUGCACCAUGGACGUCGGUCGUCUCCUCAGGCUCUGGGUGGUGCCAACCCUCAUGUACUCCAUCCUCUACUCCAUCUCGUUGUUCUACGGCGCGCUGUUCAUCGUCCGCUUCCUGUACCGCUGGGUGCGCGCCCCCUCGGUCCACUUCUGGAAGGUCAAGUCCAGGGAGGUCCCUCCGAAGUGCCUGAACGACCCUGCCCUCGGCAACCACGCUUAUGUCCAACUCAAGUAUGUGAAACUUCAUUACGUAGAGGCUGGGGACAAAACCAAGCCUUUGAUGCUGAUGCUGCAUGGGUUCCCGGAGUUUUGGUACUCCUGGAGACACCAGCUGAAGGAAUUCUCCAAAGAUCACUGGGUGGUGGCUGUAGACAUGAGAGGGUACGGGGACUCGGAGAAACCAGAGGGACGCUCCUUCUACAGACUCAGGUAUCUGGUAGAGGAUGUGAAGAACCUUGUGGAAGCGCUAGGUCGGGAGGAGUGCACCCUGGUGGCACAUGACUGGGGCGGCGUCGUCGCCUGGUACUUUCUCAUGAUCUACCCGAAGAUGGUCUCCUCUUACGUCAUCAUGGGAACUCCUCAUCCAGUGGUGUUUCGAAAGAUGCUAAUCAAAAGUUUCUCUCAGUUCCGCAAAUCAUGGUACAUAUUCUUCUUCCAACUCCCUUAUCUGCCCGAGCUUUACAUGCGGAUCAGUGACUUGGCUCAGAUCAAGAAAUACUUUGCGACAAAGAAGAGUCCAUCUCCAUUCUCAGAGGAAGAUGUGGAAGCCUACAAGUUUACUUUUGGAAAACCAGGAGCCCUAACUCCGCCCAUCAACUUCUACCGCGCCACCCUCGCCCCAGACCGAGGGCUUCUCAAGAGACGUGCUACGGACUUCAAGAUGCCCCGGGGGUUGCUGAUCUUCGGGGGCGAAGACCCGUACAUGGAGUUGGAGGCGGUGGACAAGACUAGGAGGAUGGUGUACAACCUGACUACAGAGGUGGUUCCCGGUGCUGGUCACAGUGUACAACAAGAGGUGCCUGAUGCGGUGAACAACCUCAUGCGAGAGUUCCUCAAGGCAGGGUUCGAGGACCAAGUGAAAAGUGAAUGAUCCUGAACCAGGAAGUCUUCAGGAUAUUAUAAAGACUCUACUGAAACGCCUGGUCUGCUGUAGAAGGAUAAGGUCCUAACUUAGGUUAUGAAAAGUUCUUUGUUUUUAAUUUAAUUUUUUGUUGAAUACAUGUUUUUUUACUUUGA